AGUCUUUCUCCUCUCCAUCUAUCUUGCUCACCAUUUCGCUUCCAAAUCAUCUUCUCUUAUUCCCAUUUUGCCCGUAAAACCUUCUCUUCAAAUGUACACUACGUUCGCUCCCUCCCCUCUAACCGCUGCGACCUCCGUAAUCACAGCCGCGGCAACCUCCAACACAGUUCAAAAGCCUAUCCUUUUAUCACCGGUUAAAUCAACCGCCGGUCGUUCUUGUCGGAGGUUUCAAAUCAAAGCCUCGGUCUCAACGUUUCCUGACUCGACCCGAGUCGACUCAAGGUAUUCAACGCUGAGUCUGUACGAUGUACUCCGGGUGAAUCCAGCUGCGUCGCAAGUGGAGAUCAAGUCAGCGUACAGGAGUCUUGCGAAGAUUUACCAUCCUGAUGCUUUUUUGAGUCAAGAUCGUGACCGUGAUGACGAGCAAUCGGACGGUGGAGAUUUUAUCGAGAUUCAUAGUGCUUAUGAGACGUUAUCCGAUCCGGCUGCUAGAGCGGUUUAUGACCUGUCUUUAUCGGCAGCGGCGAGGUGUUUUUACAGGAGAGCGGCCGGGUAUUCGGGCGGGGAUUAUACGACCCGAAGAUGGGAAACAGAUCAGUGCUGGUAAAGAGAAUGGAAAACUGACCAGGUCACCAGCAAGUAAUUAAUGACAUGCAUGAGAACGCGGAUGCUUGCAAGCUCGGCACCAGUGACGGCAGGUGAGGUCAUUGCACGGUUCACAAUCUCAACGACUUGCUCAACAAUUGGCCGCGCGUAUAAUACAAUCAUUUGGUCAGUUGGCAGUAUUGCAGCUGCCACCGCCGUCAUCCACUCAAGCUUUCGGGGAGUAUCAUUGUUUAUAUCACAGGCCAGUUGUUGUAGCAGAGAGAGUAAUACUCCCUGGCUUAGAGGGAGGGGAGACAGAGACAUGAUACCCUGCAAACCAACCUGGCAAAAAUAACACGAUCAACUCUUCUCAGGUCCAUUUCAAAGUUGAGAUGAAAGCCACAACAAGCCCAGCAGAUUAGCAAGGGAAACGAGAGCAAGAAAAUCACACAUCUUCCAUUACCACCUAGUUACCAAGACUAGAUAGAGUGAGAAAUACCUGACUGCACAGCCAGGAUACAAUAGCCACGUCACUUCUUUGGAGCGCAAUAGUGAAAGCCUCAUCGUAUUUGCUUUCA
Populus nigra (black poplar) is the source of this 1163-nucleotide messenger RNA. RefSeq names its product chaperone protein dnaJ 11, chloroplastic-like. The coding region runs from base 92 to 607 and encodes 171 amino acids. The record is from RefSeq and is a predicted model, not a curated record. The transcript is spliced from 2 exons. Lineage: Eukaryota; Viridiplantae; Streptophyta; Magnoliopsida; Malpighiales; Salicaceae.